AUGGGAGGAAUCUGUUAAAAGUAAAUUACUCAUUCGGAAUAAGAAAUAAACAAAUCUAAAUAAGCAAGAAUCUAUAUAAAGGGUCCGCCUAAAGUUUAAAAGCCUUCUCCAAUUAAGAAUUUGUAAUUUUAAUCAGACGUGGUUAUGAUAGAAAUGGAAAAAUGUAUUUCACUACCAAAAAUUUAAUCUUAAGAAGAAGAAUUUACAAUUGCCGAAUUAGAAAUGACCAUCAAGGAUGUCAAAAUUUAAUAAACAGAAGAAAUUGUCUUUCUUUAAGAAGGUGAUUAGUAAGAGCAGUAAGGCAACUCAAAUGUUGAAAGAAACAGUCUCAAAAACUAAUUCAAGGGUUCAAACACUAGCAUUUCUAAGCGUAAGUCAAUACUGAAAAACAAAAUACCCGAUGGAUCCAACCCUCAGAGCCCUAACACUCAAAUAUUAGAAACUUAAACAAUUGCCUCACAAAGGUCUUUGAAAAAGGUAACCUUCAAUAAAAAGCGGAAAGUAGUUUAUAGUAGUUUUAGAAACUUAAAAAACUGA
Paramecium octaurelia is the source of this 537-nucleotide messenger RNA. The record is from the annotation of a GenBank genome assembly. NCBI's taxonomy places the organism in Eukaryota, Ciliophora, Oligohymenophorea, Peniculida, Parameciidae.